AUGUCUGACCGGGAAGACUCGGAUGAUGAUGCCCGUCCCAGGCCUGUACCAGAGCAGGAGAGCGCCGCGGGCGACGCUCUGACCGGUGCAGGUGACGAUGAUCCUGAACCACCACGCAAAAUCGUCAAGCCUGUCCUAGACAUGAGCCUGGAUGAAUUGGCCUCUCACCAACGGCGCAAGCGCCGCGGUCAUGAUGAUCGCCGCUCUCGUGCUGAUCAUCGACGCAACCGCAGCCAGCACGGCCAGGACCUGCGCAGCCAGCUGGGUGCUCGCUCGAAGCGCACCUUUGCUGAUGCAAGUCAAGAUUUGCGCACCCAGCUCUCCCUGAGCUCCGCUCGCACUCGUGCUUAUCAAUUUGAUACACCCAACAACGUGGAGGUCAAAGACAGCGUAGUACCUGAACGGGUGUUGCCCAACCUCAAGCUCGAGCUGGCGCGUCGUGAUUGUUUGCAAGCAGCAUUGACCCUGUUUGGCGAGCAAUGCCAGGAGCGGCUGAACAUCCUGCCCCCAAAGCAUAAUCUAGCCCGCUGGCUCUACCAACAGCUAUCGGUACCAUCGGGUCCCGAACAAGUGGAUGCCCUUUUCCGAUAUCCAAAGUCGAUGGCGAAUAGCAAACCACUCCGUGAUGAGAUUGCUCGCGAGCUGCCAUGUCGCAUCCCCAACCGCGCCUACAAGCACUGGCCCACGGGUCUCGCGGUGGUGGAGACAUUCGUUACAACCGCACGCGACUGGUUGGCUCACAUUGAUGAGAUGGCUGCUCAAAAGAAGAAGGCCAUGACAAAGGCACCGGCAGAUGCUGAUGUGUCAGAGGACAGCGCUGCCGAAGGCAAGACCCCAGCUGCUGAGGUGGAGGAAACGAAAGCUGAGGAAGUUUUGGAGAGUGAUGAGCACCUCGGUGAGACGAUGCGUGCGUUGGAGCGGGCAGAGGUGUGGCUGCGCCUGCAGCGCCAUUCGAGACUGCCGCCCAACUUUGAAGAGCUGCGCGAACUGCUGACCUUUUUGAGCACAGCCGGGAGCGAGGCGAUCCGAGAAGCUGCUGACCCAGAGAUUGAGGACAUUCUCAAGAAGACCGAGGCAUGCCUGGAGGAUGCACUGGCCAAGUUGGCCGAGAUUCGCGCCGAACCGGUGGAUGAGGCCUUGGAGAUAGAGUGUGAGAUGAAUGACGACAAGGUCGUGCUGCGCUGUCCGACUGUCGGCGCUGAUUGCCUCGUGAGCAUGAAGAGCGAUCACUACCAUCGCCUGGCCAAGUUGUACCGCACACACUGUGAGGCCUUUGAUCCCGAGCGGCAGCACUUUCAUCGCCUAGCCUUGUGUGUGGGGCUGCGGUACCAGACCAUCCUCUUUGAGCCCUAUGUCGAUGGUGAGAACAGCAUGCCGGCCGCCUUCAAGGCCUUUCUCACAAAGCAGCUGCAUUGUUGCUUUGACUCCUUUGCCUCGCCUUUCAAUGCCUACUACCGCAACUUUGCCAGCGCCGCGCCAGAUCUGGACUCCUUUUUUGGGUCGGUGGGCUCCUUUUUUGACUUUACUCCUUCCCAGGGCUCCUUUGUGGCUUUCCCACCGUUUGUGGAGCUCGUGCUGGACCGCACCGCCGACCGUAUCGAGGCACUGCUGAACGCAAGCUCUGACCCGUUGUCGUUUGUCGUGAUGAUGCCGGAGUGGCGCCUCUACAAGCUGCAUGCUCUGGACGUGCUCGAUCAGUCACCUCACCGCCGCGCUGACUUUCUCAUCGAGGGUAACAAGCAGGCCAUCCUUUCGGGCCAGAGCUGGUAUGGCGACGUGGGCCAGCAGUGGAAACUCGCCCGCUUUGGCGACUAUCGUGUCUACGUUCUGCAAAAUGAGGCGGGCUUUGCGCAAUGGGGUGCGGGCGUCGCUGCGCUCGAGGAGAACAAGCGCGCUUUUGGUGCUUCCGACGCCUAG
This is a messenger RNA of Monosiga brevicollis MX1, 1917 nucleotides long. RefSeq lists its product as uncharacterized. The transcript is spliced from 7 exons. Gene Ontology annotation, cellular component: nucleus. NCBI's taxonomy places the organism in Eukaryota, Choanoflagellata, Craspedida, Salpingoecidae. Gene Ontology annotation, molecular function: mRNA (2'-O-methyladenosine-N6-)-methyltransferase activity; RNA polymerase II C-terminal domain binding. The record is from RefSeq and is a predicted model, not a curated record. Bases 1 to 1917 code for a protein of 638 amino acids.